This is a messenger RNA of Malus domestica (apple), 3659 nucleotides long. RefSeq lists its product as uncharacterized. The record is from RefSeq and is a predicted model, not a curated record. Lineage: Eukaryota; Viridiplantae; Streptophyta; Magnoliopsida; Rosales; Rosaceae.
UCCACCUCUCUCUCUCUCUCUCUCUCCUCAUUUUCUCUCUCUAACUCCUUCCUUUCUUGGCUCUUUAUUUUCUUUGUUUGCACUCAUUCCCCACACUACACGGCAUCAUUCUCGGAGCCCAAGUAUCAUCAGGGCACACAGGCUCGAAACAAUCUCUCUCUCACAGAGAGAGAGAGUCUCAACUCUCACAGAGUUGAUUUAAAUUCGGAUGCGAACGGAUUUACGAUGAUCUCUUCUGCCACCCCUGUUGUUGAACUUUGAACUAUAGAGGGAUUAAAGAACAUUGGCUUGAUCGAAAUCAGGAUAUAUGGAGGAAAGGAAACUGAAUUUGAAUGCGCCUUUUCUGUCCGUGAGACGAAUUACUGCAACACCAGUGAUCGCAGAUGGAGAGAAAGAGAAGAUAAUGCAGAGGCCCAAUGGGCGGCAUACUCUUCCUUCUUACAAAUCAGACUUUCGUUUGGAGCAGGUGACAGAACCGGUUGCAGUUCCUUUUCAUUGGGAGCACAUCCCCGGAAAAGCCAAGGAAGACAAUGAGGCAGAGCUUCAGCCUACAGAGGAGGCUUCAGUCACUCCUAGGCUUUCCCCUGGAAAGCUUAUAGAUGUUAAAAAACAUAAUUCAGAAAGGGACUAUGGAGAUCAAAAUGCGGCUAGAUCACCGCACUUUAAAUCGUAUUCUUUGAAAGAAAAUGUGAAGGAAUUGAAGUGCUCGAAAGAUGUGACAAACGAGAGAAUGGCCUUGGAAUUACAGAAUGAGGAUGAUGUUUAUUCGGAUGCACUUGAGACGAUUUCCCCUACAAAGUCUUUCUCAUUGAACUGUAGUGCAAGUUGUCUGAGUCAAUCUGAAAGUGCAGAUAUAAAGCCAUCUAGACCCUCCGCUAUUGAUCCACAAACCCGGGAUUUCAUGAUGAAUCGAUUCUUACCUGCAGCCAAGGCAAUGUCUUUGGAGACACCUCACGCUGCAAAGAAGCAGCAUACAGCUGCACCUGAACCGCCAAGAAGAAUCACGAGGGUAAUCCGCCGUGAGGAUACGAGGCCCUUACCUAAGGAACAAGGAUCUCAAAUGGAACUGCAACACGGACAAUACGAAGAGGAAAAGGAAAGUGAAGGAGAAGAUGACGAUUACGAUCCCUCUGGCUCUGUUUCAGCAAAGGGUUGUGGGUUGUUUCCCCGGUUGUGCUUGCGAAACUCUUUAUGCCUCUUAGGUCCAAUUCCAGGGAUGAAAGUUAAGACCAGGGAUCUCAUGUCUUCGUCCUCCAAGGUUGCAAGACCAGAAAAAUCUACUUACGGUCGGUCUCACAGCCAACAACUCAACAAGCAUGCUUGGGAUGCUGCUUAUAAGCGCAAAUCAAACUGUGGAGUCCAAUCAGGUGAAUUGCUGAAGUUGGAGAAUAAGAAGGCUGGUGAGUCCAAUCGCUUUACUCAUUCUGGUGAUCUGAAGAAAGGUAGGUCAUCUCCCUUCGGGAAUUCACGAAGUGCUUGUAUAUCCCCCUACCGGAAUAGAGCACCUUGUGGAGUCAAAUCAGCAGAAUUUCAGAAGUUUGACUAUAAUCAGGCUGGUGAAUCCAGUCGCUUUACACUCGCCGGUGAUCUAACAAAAGGUGGUUUAUCUCCCUUGAGGCAUUCACGAAGUGCUUGCAUAUCCCCCUACCGAAAUGGAGCACAUUGUGGAGUCAAAUCAGCUGAACUGCAGAAGUUUGAGUAUAAGCGGGCCGGUGAAUCCAGUCGCUUUACACACUCUGGUGAUCUCAAGAAAGGUACACUGUCUCCCUUGAGGCAUUCACGAAGUGCUUGCAUAUCCCCCUACCGAAAUGGAGCACAUUGUGGAGUCAAAUCAGCUGAACUGCAGAAGUUUGAGUAUAAGCAGGCCGGUGAAUCCAGUCACUUUACACACUCUGGUGAUCUCAAGAAAGGUGCACUGUCUCCCUUGAGGCAUUCACGAAGUGCUUGCAUAUCCCCCUAUCAAAAUGAUGCCCCUCAUGGAGUCCAUUCAGCUGAACUGCAGAAAAUUGAGUAUAAGCAGGCUUGUGAAUCCAGUCUUCUUACACAUUCCGGUGAUCUAAACAAAGGUAGGUUAUCUCCCUUGAGACAUUCACGAAGCACUUGCAUAACCCCCUAUCCGAAUGAAGCACCUCGUGGGUUCCAUUCAGCUGAAAUGCAGAAGUUUGAGUAUAAGCAGGCUUGUGAAUCCAGUCGCUUUGCACAUUCUGGUGAUCUAAAUAAGGGUAGGUCAUCUCCCUUCAGGCAUUCACGUAGCACUUGUAUAUCCCCUUACAGAAAUGAAGCACCUCUUGGAGUCCAUUCAGCUGAACUGCAGAAGUUAGAGUACAAGCAGGUAAGUGAAUCUAGUCGCCAUACACAUUCCGGUGAUCUAAACAAAGGUAGGUCAUCUCCCUUCAGGCAUUCACGAAGUGGUUGCAUAUCCCCCUAUCGAAAUGAAGCACCUAAGUCUCCAUUUCCGGGAGUAGGAUUUCUUGGCGUUCCCAGAGAAGAGAGCACCAAAGCCAAUAGUAAGUCCAAUUUGCAUAAAAAAGGUGGUCACAGCUUUCGGGAAGUAACAAGCCAUCAACGAAAUAUACAAGGGCCACGCUCUGAGAGCCCUAUUGUUGAGAAGACGCUGUAUGUAGAUACUGUAAAUAUUGGCAAACUAUCAGAUUCGAAUUCCAGUUCUUUUGAUACCAAAGAACAAGUCGACUGUGCUGAUGAAAUUUUUGAUACCUUAUUAAAGAGAAGAGACAUGGAAGAAACUUCUUCUGCAGAAUCUCCGUUUCAAGACAUCAAAUGCCUGAAUAAUUUCGAGGCUGGUGGCAAAUUGGAAACUGAAGUAUUCGAGUCUGCUGAUGACAACUCAUCUUCAUUAUGUGACAUAUCACACUUCAAAGGCCAAAUAGUUGCUAUGAAGGACUCUCUGCUGGGAAUUGGUCAGGAAAUUGAGGCCUCUAACUAUUCAAACUCUGAUACUAAUGGAAAGCUGGAUACAAAAAGUGGUCAGAUUAUAACUGUACAGUCUCCUCUUCCCCCACCUCUACCAAGAUCACCUUCCGAGUCUUGGCUUUGGUCUACCCUUUCGUCAAUUUCUUCACGAAAGUCAUUUUCACAUGCGCAUACUAAAAGGCUGGAAUCGGAGACAUCCUCCAUGAGUACCAAGUGGGAAACCAUUGUCAAAACUUCCAAUUCGUGUAAUGAUCAUGUGCGCUACUCUGAGGAAUUAAUUACUCGUUUUUCUCAGCAAUCCUAGAGUAAGAUUUGCCCGGGUCUUCCAAAAUUUUCUUUUUGUUUUGCUGGCUUCAUCGGAAGAGUUGGUUUGAAGGUGAUCUGAGGUAGCUAACUCGAGCUGGCCAAUUUAUUUUUGGAGGUUCUCUUCCUCCAAUUGUUUUUGCUACUGUAUACCAGAUAAGCAACUUGGGUUUUCAGAUUCUGCUUUCUGCUUUUUUUUUUUUUUUCCCCUGUCUACAUUUGAGUUCCUCUUACAAAUUCCUUGUAGUUGAAGCAAUUCCCAUAUCAGUAGCUUUUAAUGUGUUGGCUUUGAUAUUUUUAGGAAGUCAAUCACCCUAAAGAUGAUCAUUCAUUUACAUUUUGCUACUGAUUAUUAAAAUAUUUGUAUAUUUCAGGUUUGUAGUUUCUUUGCUUCAGUAAAAGUAUAUGUAUAUUUCUGUGUUGGA